AUAAAUAACGAGUAUAAGAUAUCCAUUCAGUGUAAACCGAGUAUGAAACACAAUUUUCUUUUCGGAUACACAACCAGAUUAUUGUUAGGAAUGGUAAUGGGUUGUGUUAGGACGAUUCGUGUUAGGCCUAUAUCUCAUCCUAAGACUACAUGUCAUGGAUGACUUUAUUGGGAAGAAACGUGGAGCUCGUAGACGACACACUUAGACAGCCACCAUUCACCUUCAUCGAAUCAUACCCCCGACCCCUGUCGUGCUUAACCCGUCCCCUUCACGCUUCCCCAUGCAAUACAAACAUCUCGUUUCCUCCUUGCUCACGUCAACGAGCUACCCGCACCCUAAAUCGCUGUUGUGACAUCAACCAUGACCCCCACACCCCACAGGCCACAGUACAGUCUGAUAACACGACCCAUUAUUUACCAUCCGGUCCCUACACAAUAUUUUAUUACAAACAACUUGGGAGCACAAUUGACUGUAGUAUUUGGAUCAAACAGAGCUUUCAAUCAAAAAUUGAUUUGAUAAACCCUAAAUCUGUGCUAGCUGUUUGGGGGACCUUUGGGGCCAUCAUCACCCACGGAUCUUCGUCUUAUCUUAUCAACCAAUUGCAAUUCACACAGAAAAAAGGUUUAUUUCGCUUUCAAGACUCACUACAAACUUGCGAAAUGGGGAGCAUAUAUCUUGUACUAAAGCAAAAGAAUAUAAGUAUGGCUAACAAAGGCGAAACAGUGAUGAAACAUGCUUUUUUAGCCGACCUGAAAGAUACAAGAUUCUUCGAUUCAACGAAACGACACUUCUUUGAAAAUGCAAUGUAAAGGAUUAGGACCACAUGUAGACAAAGUUAAGUGCGCAAUAAGUUCGGUUUAUCUCUCUUAUCCCCACUUUUCACUCUCCCAACUGCAUAACUUUAUUCGCAUUAAUACAUUACUGGAAAAAAAACCUGUGGGUUCGGGUAAUGUUUUUACCGAA
Messenger RNA from Helianthus annuus (common sunflower), 963 nucleotides. RefSeq lists its product as uncharacterized. The coding region runs from base 150 to 809 and encodes 219 amino acids. The transcript has 2 exons. Lineage: Eukaryota; Viridiplantae; Streptophyta; Magnoliopsida; Asterales; Asteraceae. The record is from RefSeq and is a predicted model, not a curated record.